This is a messenger RNA of Gastrolobium bilobum, 1845 nucleotides long. Its product is annotated as flocculation protein FLO11-like. Gene Ontology annotation, biological process: cortical microtubule organization. NCBI's taxonomy places the organism in Eukaryota, Viridiplantae, Streptophyta, Magnoliopsida, Fabales, Fabaceae. Gene Ontology annotation, cellular component: cortical microtubule. The coding region runs from base 268 to 1845 and encodes 525 amino acids. The transcript is spliced from 5 exons. The record is from RefSeq and is a predicted model, not a curated record.
UCCAAUAGAAAAGAAAAGAAGAAGAAAACUUGAGAGAGAAGCAGUGGCAAUAAUGGUUCCACACACUCCAUGAAACAAAGAAUACAAGUUAAGUUACAAGGUUGAAUUCCCCAACACUCUGUGUGCUUGUGUGUUUGACGUACAAGUGAAUGGUUUUGCUUGCCAUCUACUGCACUGUACUCUCGUUCAUUCUCCUAAUCCAAGAAGCACCAUAAAACUUAUGAAUAUAUUGGUGUUGAGGGAAUGCAGCAGCGUUGAGUUGGCAUCAUGAAUGUGAAUGAGCAUCAUCACCGCAGAGGUCACAGCUUCAAUGGAAUUGCUAUUUCCCAAGAAAAUCUCCAUCUCUUCUCCAACACUCCUUCUUCCAAUGUUUCAGGGAAACUGGUGAGACUCUCAGUUGAAUCAGCCAAACUGGCCAGAAGCGGGAUUGAUGAUCUAUUGUCAUCCACGGAAGGAGGAAAACAUGAUUAUGAUUGGCUUCUCACUCCCCCGGGUACCCCUGAUUUUCCAUCAUCAGAAGGUGAAUCCCAACCAACCUUGGCGCCUUCAAGAAGCAGUUUGGGUAGAUUACCUUCAAACACUAAUGCCUCCUCAAGGGUUUCAGUCUCACAAUCAGAGAACAACAAUCACUCUAGACCAACAAGAAGCAGUUCAGUGACUCGCUCUUCCAUCUCUAGUUCACAGCAAAGAUCCUCCACCAUUCCUAACAAAAGCUCUGCUUCAGUUCCAUUUAACAAUAGGCCAUCUUCCCCCAUAACUCGUUCUCCAUCAGCAAUAAAGCCUUCCACUCCAUCAAGACCCUCAACACCAUCAAGAGUACGCUCAGUUCCAACUAUCUCAUCAGCUGAUAGAAGUAAACCAUCACAACAAGGUUCAAGGUCAUCAACUCCUAGUUCUACUUCUAAGCCACACAUUCCUCCCAACUUACAUUCCCCAUCUUCUCGUUCACUUUCAAGGCCUUCUACUCCAACUCGUCGCCAUUCAAUGCCAUCUCCAUCCCCAACAACUACUUCUUCAACUUCAGCAAGACAUGUUGCAUCAUUCAAUGGCCGUAAUUCAGCACCAAUAUCACGGCCAAGCUCACCGGGGCCACGACUCCGGCCGCCACCCCAGCCAAUUAUUCCACCUGAUUUUCCCCUUGAAACACCACCAAACCUUAGAACAACACUACCUGAUAGACCAGUUUCUGCAGGUAGGUCCCGUCCUGUUCCUAGUCCUGUUACUUUGAAGGCAAACACUGAAACACAAGCUUCGGUUACUAUGUCAAGGAGACAGUCAUCUCCUGUUAUCUAUAAGGGUAGAUUAUCAGAAUACACAGGAAAAGGCCGUGGCCAUAUCAAUGCCAAUGAGGUAGUUGCACGGAAAUCUGUUAAGUCUUCAACUACUGCUACGGAUAACAAUGGAUUUGGGAGGACCAUCUCAAAGAAAUCCUUGGAUAUGGCUAUUAGACACAUGGAUAUAAGGAACAGCUCAGGAACAGUGCGUUCACUUUCAAGCGCUACACUGUUUCCUCAGAGUAUUCGAAGUUCAACUCCAAAGGCUCAACAUAGUCGAGGUUUGAGUGCUCCAGCGUCAGUGCAGAUUAACGGAAGCAGAAAAAUUGGAGCAAGUUUUGACGUUGGAAAUGAGAUUAAUAGGAUAAAUGGAAGAGAGAAUGAUGAAAGAAAACACAUUGGAAAAUUGAGUGAAGUUGAUAUGUACGAGAGUUGUCGAUACGAUGCACUAUUGCUUAAAGAAGACUUGAAGAACACAAACUGGCUGCGUAGUGUUGAUGAUAAAUGUGAUGAAGGACCUAUCUUUGAUAAUGGAUUUGAGUCACUGCCAGAACCAUUUGGCUUCUUAUAG